GGGGGAGGGGGAGGAGGGGCCCAUGAGGCGGAGCUUCUCAGUGGAGGACCUGCUGGACGAGGUGGAGCGAAUCGGGACAGUCCCAGCAGCCGACGCCAAGGUGGAGAUGGUGGUGAGGCUGUGGAAGGAUGGGUUCACUGUAAACGAGGAGGCGUUCCGGAGCUACUCCCAGGACGAGAACCAGCAGUUCCUGGAGGCCAUUAAGCGAGGGGAGCUCCCAGAGGAGCUGGAGCGCCGGUCGGAGGAGGGCGAGCUGGAGGUGGUCAUGCAGGACAUGAAGGAUGAGCCCUACGUCCCGCGCAAGAGAAGCUUCCACCCGUUCACCGGCCGGGGGUACCGCCUCGGCAGCGUUGCACCCCGGGUCGUGGCCCGCUCCCCCUCCCUUCACGAGGACACAGAGCCUCCCCUCCCAUUGGUGGAGCUCAACCACACCCAGCCAAUCACCAGCCUGCAGAUCUGGCUGGCGGACGGGCGAAGACUAGUGCAGAAGUUUAACCUCUCGCACAGGAUCAGUGAUGUGCAGGACUUUGUGCAGCAGUCCCAGCGGGUGGAGCUGUCUGUGCCGUUUGUGCUGACCACGUCUCUGCCUCUGCGGGAGCUGGGAGAGGGAGAGCUGAGCCUGGCCGAGGCAGACCUGUCCAACGCCGUCAUCGUCCAGCGACCCCUCAACCCCCAGCCGCCCUUCGGCCACUCCUGACCUGCCCUGAGCCAGGCGCCCCCCAAAUCCCCCGGAUACCCCGAGAUCCUGCACUAACCCCCCAAAUCCCCCGGAUACCCCGAGAUCCUGCACUAACCCCCCAAAUCCCCCGGAUACCCCGAGAUCCUGCACUAACCCCCCAAAUCCCCCGGAUACCCCGAGAUCCUGCACUAACCCCCCAAAUCCCCCGGAUACCCCGAGAUCCUGCACUAACCCCCCAAAUUCUGCAGCGCCUCAAAUCUUACUCAGAUGCCUCCACAUACCGCACUCCCAAUACUGCUCAUACACCCCAAAAUCCAGCACCUUAAAUACUCCUUGGCCUCCCGAAGCUCCAGCACUGCCCCCCCCGCGUGUGGAAACUCUGUGAGGACUCAACCGGGGGGAGGGUGUGUUUCUGCCCCCCCAUCAACUCCAGGGAGAGUGGGACUGAUGAGCAAUUAUGGUUUUAUGAUUAUGAUUUUAUGAUUUAAAAAGAUAAUAAACAUGAGUGCUGAAGAA
Conger conger (European conger) is the source of this 1195-nucleotide messenger RNA. RefSeq names its product UBX domain-containing protein 2A-like. The record is from RefSeq and is a predicted model, not a curated record. The transcript has 5 exons. Lineage: Eukaryota; Metazoa; Chordata; Actinopteri; Anguilliformes; Congridae. Gene Ontology annotation, biological process: Golgi organization; autophagosome assembly; membrane fusion. Gene Ontology annotation, molecular function: ubiquitin binding. The annotation marks the transcript as partial. Gene Ontology annotation, cellular component: nucleus; cytosol.